Messenger RNA from Ilex paraguariensis (yerba mate), 1356 nucleotides. The record is from the annotation of a GenBank genome assembly. Lineage: Eukaryota; Viridiplantae; Streptophyta; Magnoliopsida; Aquifoliales; Aquifoliaceae.
AUGGAGAGAACUGUGGACGCUCAUUCUACACAUGCAAAGUUGCAAAAGGGAGACAAUUACCUGGAGGAAGAUCGGAUUAGUCAACUGCCCGACGGCAUUCUGAUUACCAUUCUGCAUCAAUUGUCGUUUUUGGAAGUACCAAGUACUUGUGUCCUCUCCAAGAGAUGGAAAUAUCUGUGGAUGCAUGCUGGGGAUCUGAACUUUUCUGUUCCAAAGAAGUUGUUAGCCAUCCGGAAGGAACGCACAUUAGUUAAGGUCGAAAUGGCUAAAUACAUUAGUUGGGUGAAUCGAGUUCUACAACUGCUUGACGGUGCAUUUAUCAAUGAAUUCAAAGUUAAUUUUGGCUUGGACUCUAGGGAUAAUUGUGAUAUUGAUGAGUGGAUCAGCUUUGCAUUUGGAAAGAAAGUUCAAAGACUAGAACUGGACCUAAAAGGAGCUGGGUAUCAAUAUUUACCUAGUCACGCUAAUCGUUAUCACUUCCCGCAUGAGGUUUAUUCUCACAUCAGAAGCCCUUAUGGUUUGCCCUGCAUUAGAUUCCUAACACACCUCUCUUUGAAAUUUGUCACUGUUGCUGCAGAGGUUGUUGAGCACUUCCUUUCCAACUGUCCACUUCUUGAACGGUUGUUUGUGCAUGGCUCACCACAUUUAGUAAAUCUAAGAGUUGUUGGUCCUACCCUUCACUUGAAGUUCCCAGAGAUAUCUCGGUGCGAUUAUUUAGCAAGCCUUGAGAUUGAUGCUCCGAACCUCGUAGAUCGAGUGGUGCAAGAGGGAGAGACCCCACUUAUCACAAAAAUAAAGUGGGAGGCCCAGAAACUACCAUCCUGUGGAGCAAGUGAAGGCAGCGGAAAUAAUUUACUAUCAAAAGAAAGGAUACGGGAAAAUAUUAGGAGGCCUGCUAAAUGUCUCCACAAAUGCCUUGAGGUGGUGGAUUUUGUUGGGAACAUUGAUAUUGAGCUUGCCAAGUACUUUAUAGAGAAUGCUAUUGCACUCCAGAAGAUUAUUGUUGAUUGUCGUGGACCAUUGUUCCGGGAGUGGACCGAGUUCAAAGAAACCAAGUGGGCGAAGGAAUCGAGAAUGCUUGCUUUGGAGCUAAAAAGAGAAUUACCUCAAGGGGUCGAGUUAGUAAUUCAUCCUGAAGCUGAGGGCAUUGAGGAUCAAAGGCCGCAGCUCUUCAUCACAAAUUUGUUCGGGAUCUCAUCGAUUGUCGAAACAGUGGAUGAAAGACUUUCUGAAGCAGAGGCUUUGAUCGAUGUAGAAGUUCUCGCACCUCUCGUGGAAGAACUGGAACUACUCCAGACAUAUUUGGAGGAUUGUCGCACUUGUAUUAAUGAUUGUGCAGUAGAUCUAGUGGCCUGA